Molecule: messenger RNA, 995 nt
Organism: Gordionus sp. m RMFG-2023
Lineage: Eukaryota; Metazoa; Nematomorpha; Gordioida; Chordodea; Parachordodidae
Exons: 9
Coding region: 1-945 (314 amino acids)
Source: RefSeq, a predicted model, not a curated record
AUGUUUCGUGCUUUAUUACUGCCUACGAGUGCCUUGAUCAGUAUAGUAGCCGUCCAUUUGGUUUGCCAACCUGACCACUUUCAGGUCAGAAUAUUUUUCGAUAAAAGUCUCGAGAAAAGAUCACGUAUAUAUUCGAAAGGCAACAAUAGCCUUUGCUUUUUUCCUACAAACGUUGAACAUCAUCCCGAUAUAAAGCCUAUCAAUGGCUCUACCGCCAUCACUACAUUCAGAAUCCCCUUUAAACACUGUGGCUCAAUUAAGGUAAAUAAGGGCACCUACAAAAAUACUAUUUUUGUCGAGGACUCAGAGAAAGGCGUUAAUACUAGCCACCAUAUCCUAUGUAAUUAUAAGGAUCGUGUGUUAAUGCCUAAAGUGUCCAAUGUUAGCAAGAUAAAGGUAACAUCAACUAAUACCGCUAAAUUAAAAUCGAAAUGCAAUCCUCAGAACAUUCAAAUUGAUUUGAUAUUUGAUAAGCCAUUCGAUGGCCAAUUGUAUACUACAAGCGCCUCUCCUUCCAAUAAAAGGAAAUGCCUGUACCAAGGCAUAGGCUCUAAAAACUUAACGUUCACCGUACCUUACGAUGAUUGUGGAACUAUUUUGAAAGGCAAGGAUUAUGUCAACCGUAUAAUAAUAGAGCUACCGAACGAAUACAAGGGUAAAGCUGGGUUCGAAAUUCAUUUGUUUAGAUGUCAGAAAUUAAAUAUUACAACUGAUUUACUUAGAUCUAUACCCACUGCUGAUCUAACGACAUUGAAUGCAUCUACGUUUGACAUUACGGAACAAAUGACUACAUUAUUAUCGACUUAUCCUCCCAAAACUACUACGUUAAUUACGGAUAUAACUAUAACACCACGCCCUUCUCCGUGGAGAAAGUUUUCCAGCAAUUACAAUGUUUUCAUUUCCUUCGGGGCGAAUAGCGCAUUUGCCAAACCAAAUAAGGUGUAAAAUGAUGGCUUUAAAUUCACAAACAUUCAACUCCAAGUUCUAAAUUUUAU